AUGAAAACCGGAAAUUCUCCAGCCCGGGAAAAUGUGUUUUUCAAAUGAGCAUAAUUUCAUAAUGCCUUGAAUGUUAUUCACCUGUAAUCCAAAAUGAAGACAAACACUCGGAUGAAUCAGAUUCCCUACAGAAAUGGAUCUUUAUUCUGAUCAUGAAUGGCACAGUUAUCCAAGGCACACCCAUUGCUGUGGACUUUUGGAAGAUCAGAGAAUGUCCUUCCUCAAAACUCUUUUUUCUUACCCAUCUUCAUGGUGACCAUAUUGUUGGCCUUUCAUCAUCAUGGAGACAUACUAUUCAUUGUUCUCCAAUGACAGGAGAGCUCCUGACUCAGUUGUAUGGAAUUGAGGAAUCCCUUGUACGACCUUUAGAAGUCGGUACUUCACAUAUCCUUGACCUUGACGACGUUGAUUGUGAGAAGAUGUUGGUGACAGUUUUUGAUGCUAACCAUUGUCCUGGUUCAGUCAUGUACUUAUUUGAAGGCUAUUUUGGUCGGAUAUUACACACAGGAGAUUUUCGUCUUUGUGACAAUAUGAUGAGCCAAUCAAACAGAGCGUUGUUUAAUGACAUUGACCUCCUGUACUUGGAUAAUACCUACUGUUCUCCCAAUUGUGUUUUUCCAUCUAGAGAUAUUGCUUUGAAUGAAAUUUUGUCUAUAAUUAACUCACAUCCUCAUCAUACUGUGGUUGUCGGAAUGCGAAAUCUUGGGAAAGAAGACAUGUUGGCCAACAUCGCACUGAAAUGUAAGGAGUGGAUAUCCAUCCCAGCUACAAUGGAGCAACGUGUUAACCUGCUCAAACUGCCCAAUGUGUUUGUCGUAGAUGAUGAGAGCUGUAGAAUACGAGUUGUGAAAUUUCAGGCAGUAUCCAAAAAAAACAUUGAUACUUGGAACAAAGUCACUCCAACAAUAGCCAUUCUUCCGACAGCUCUCUAUCAGGGUUUGGGGUUCAACAGUUGCAACAACAAGACCAACAUAUUUACUGUGCAGUAUUCUGAUCACAGCUCCUUUCAGGAAUUACACAAAUUUGUUUCCACGGUGAAACCACACAAAAUUAUCCCAAUUGUUAAGGCAAAUUCAAGGGGACCUUUUGGUGUAGACAUCUCUGACCGCUCUAACAUGGGUUGUUUUUCACAUCUUUUGAAUAAAAAGGAUAGAAUUGGUAUAGUGCUUGAUAUUCCAGAAUCCGUACAAAAAUGGAUGUACAAUGUUUCUAGUAACUACGGCAACUUAAGAAAAAGGAGAAAUGCAAAGGUUUUGAAAGCCAGACAGAAAAAAAAAUCAGUAUCCCAAGCUAGAGGAGUUGUGUUUUCUGACGGUGAUGAAGAUGUGUGUUUUACAACAGUUACUUUGGAAAAUAUCGAUAAUGAAAACAGAGAGAAAAAUGGUUCAGAAAUGUUAAAAAAUAAUGACUACAGCAUAUCACCUUUGUCAAAAAAACAGAAGACAGAGUUAGAAAAUAGGCAACCUCAAGUAAAGAAUACCUUACUGGAUAAAUGGUUGUCAGUGAGUGAUAUGCAAAAAGAUGUAACGAAGAAAGAUAGAAGUCAUCCACGUUAUAGACCAUUGCUUUUCAAGAAGAGCAAAGGAAACAGCUUUAGCUCAGAGACACAAUCAAGAGGGAAUAAAACACUUAUUACUUUAGAUACAUGUAGUAGCCAUUUAUCAACAAAUUCUGAUCAGGAGACAACAAACAACACACCUAUUAAUCUGAAAGAGGAAAAGAACUCAGAUGUUGAAGAUGUGAUCAUCCUUGAUGACACUAGUAGUGAUGGUACAAGUACAUCACUACGAAGGGGAGAUAACUCCACAACAGAUUACAUAAAUUUUGUUGACGACUCAGUGGAUGUCAUGAAAACAAAACAGGAAAACCAUAGAAAAUCACUCUGUAGUGAAAGUUCAGAAGAGGAUAAUAAAAAAAGUGAUCAAUCAUGUUUUCAUAAACCUGAACCGUUUGUUAAGAAACCUUGUAGACAAAGUUCUGAACCUAAAUUUCAGAUGAAGUUCUCUGUAAAGCCAUUGACCUGUGGAAGAAAGAAAAUGUCCAAAGCAAAGUUUUCCUCGAUAUCUGCUGCAGGAGAUAGCAAAGACAAUGUUGUGUUCAGUGUGAUGCCGUUGUGUCAGGGCAGAUAAUAAUCAGUUAAAUACUAUUAGCCAUAGCUGCCUUACUAUAAGGCAUGUCAAUACAAACAUAACUUCCAAGUAAUCAACACGUUUGUAUUCAUGUCAUGCAAUGUGUAUUUCUCUGUUAAUUUAUUAUGGGAAAGAAGAAAUAUUGUUAAGACCCCAGUGACUAU
This is a messenger RNA of Ylistrum balloti, 2293 nucleotides long. RefSeq names its product 5' exonuclease Apollo-like. Gene Ontology annotation, molecular function: 5'-3' DNA exonuclease activity; damaged DNA binding. Gene Ontology annotation, biological process: protection from non-homologous end joining at telomere; interstrand cross-link repair; double-strand break repair via nonhomologous end joining. The transcript is spliced from 2 exons. Lineage: Eukaryota; Metazoa; Mollusca; Bivalvia; Pectinida; Pectinidae. Bases 153 to 2129 code for a protein of 658 amino acids. The record is from RefSeq and is a predicted model, not a curated record.